GGGAAUAUCUAGAGGAAGGAGGAAACGUUCCCGUUCAGGAGGGGGGGAAAAUGGCGGCUGGAACGGGCCCGGGGGUCCCGGACGGGGGCCCCGAGGUGCCAAACCGCGACCGUGGCGCCUUCGAAUGUAACAUCUGCCUGGAGCCGGCCCGGGAGGCGGUGAUCGGGCUUUGCGGGCACCUGUACUGCUGGCCCUGCCUGCACCAGUGGCUGGAGACCCGCCCCGAGCGCCAGGAGUGCCCCGUCUGCAAAGCUGCCAUCAGCCGCGACCAGGUCAUCCCGCUGUACGGCCGGGGCAGCGCGGGCCAGCAGGACCCCAGGUUGAAGACCCCCCCUCGGCCGCGGGGGCAGCGCCCAGAGCCCGAGAGCCGUGGGGGCCUGCGCCCGCCCUACCACGACGCCGGCUUCCACAUGGCCUUCGGCAUCGGAGCCUUCCCCUUUGGGGUCUUCACCACCGUGCUGCGGGGGCCCGAGGCCAGAGCAGAUGAGGCCGGUGCCCCCCGCCCCUCGGGCUGGCAGGAUUCGCUCUUCCUCUUCCUGGCCAUCAUCAUCUUCUUCUGGCUUCUCAGCGUGUGACCCCGGGGGGGCCUGGGACUGCCGGACUCACUCCCUGCCCUGCCCAGCCCCACCCACAGAGAUGGGGAGGGGGUCUCCCCCGGGGCAGCUCUGGAGUUUGGGGAGGGGGUGAGAACGGGGGACUGAUGGCUGGCUUGGGGGUGAUGUGGGCCCCCAGCAGGCUGGGCUGACACCCCCUUACACUACACAGUAUAAAUGCCCCCCCCGGAUUGAGCCCGUCUGUGGCACCCCCUGCGGGCAGGCCUAGGAACUGCAGCUGGACAGGAUCACAGCCGGGGGAUGCCCCGGGUUGGGGGGCAGCAGGAGCCCGGCAGGGGGGCCUCUGGCCAUUGAUACAAUGGUGGUGAAGAGCAGCUGGGAACGGGGGGUGGGGGAGAUUUGGGGUUCACAGUGUACGUUCCCAGCGCUGAUUAAAACACCAGUGAGUCUUCA
Messenger RNA from Gopherus flavomarginatus (Mexican gopher tortoise), 1007 nucleotides. RefSeq names its product ring finger protein 5 (gene RNF5). Gene Ontology annotation, biological process: ubiquitin-dependent protein catabolic process. The transcript has 6 exons. The coding region runs from base 51 to 575 and encodes 174 amino acids. NCBI's taxonomy places the organism in Eukaryota, Metazoa, Chordata, Testudines, Testudinidae. The record is from RefSeq and is a predicted model, not a curated record. Gene Ontology annotation, molecular function: ubiquitin protein ligase activity; ubiquitin-like protein conjugating enzyme binding. Gene Ontology annotation, cellular component: endoplasmic reticulum.